AUGGAGGACCGGGCUGACCCCGCAACCAGGCCUGAACGAACGGAGGGCACGGCUGCCACUGGGGCUCCUGCUGCUGCUGCGGCUAUUGCAGCUGCUGCGCAGUCUCGGUCGUCUGCUCCGCGCGUCCGGCUCAGUUGCGAAGCAUGUCGCCAGCGCAAAGUCAAAUGCGACAAACUGAGUCCUUGCACCAGCUGCGUGCGUCUGGGCUUCGUCUGCGUUCCCGUGGAGCGAGCCCGUCUGCCCCGGGGGCGCACCAGAACGGCCCCCGAGCGGGCGCAUGGCUCAGACAAGGAGCUGGCGGACCGAGUGGCGAAGCUGGAACAGCUAUUGAGACAGGUCGCCGCCGAGCGUGAUGCCGAGCCCCACCCGGAGCCGCUGCAAUCAGCGGCCACGAACAAUGAGCACAGCUUCGAGAUUAAGACGGCCGAUGUCGAGACGUGGCAAGAGCAGGAUUCACAGCAAAACACCUUUGUCUUGCCGCACCGGCCGCGCCGGUCGACAACUUACAUGGCUAGUUCGUUUUGGGAAGAUAUCAUGCAGCAGACCCAAGAACUUCGUACAGUUUUGGAUGACCGCUUGGAAAAUGAAGAGGAGAUCAGGAGCCAGCCAGGCUUUGGAGCUUCCUUUGUCGGCUCAGAAAGCUCAGAGAGCAUGUCCAAUUCGCCUCAAUCUUACAAGGGACUUAGCAUCCCGCUUCAGACAAGGCGACAACUUUGCGAGAUCUACCUGCGCAAUGUCGAUCCGGUCUUCAAAAUCCUACAUCGACCUACGCUUCGGGCCUUUCUUCGGGACGAGCAGCCCUAUCUUGACUAUGAACCCGACCACCAUGUCCCCAAUACCCUCGCAUUAGCUGUUUACUAUGCGGCUGUCUGCACCAUUGACGAUCCACAGUGCCAGUUGUUAUUUGGCAUGGACAAGAAGGCUGUUACAGCCGAUCUUCAAAAGGAAACAGAUGCUGCCCUGUCGAGGGCAGAUUUUGUGACUACCAACGAAUUGGCAGUUUUGCAGGCCUAUGUACUUUCACUGCUUGCUGCCCGCAGCCAAGAUCAAAGCCGACGGGUGUGGACCAUGCUCUCUAUGGCCCUCCGAGUAGGCCAAGCCUUGUGUCUCCACAUGCCGGUCCCGCCAUUUCAAGUCAGUCCCUUCGAGCAGCAACUACGACGACGUACAUGGCAGGCUAUCGGAGUUCUCGACUUGGCCGCUUCUCUCGACCGAGCAUCCGAACCGAUGAUGCAAUCUGCUUGGCUAGAUCAUAUUCUGCCGGCAAACAUCAACGAUGAGGAUAUCUGGCAUGGCAUGGACGUGCCGUUCGAAGAACAUCCAGAGGGCACUUUCACCGACAUGACGCAGACAUCCAUUCUCGCGGCAGCCCAGUCUGUUGCUAGAACCAUCGGCUUUACCGAUUUCAUUGAGCCUACCGUCAGGUCAUCGCAGAAGCGCCAAGAAGUCCUCGGGAAUUUCCGAGAAACUGCCAAUACUCUUUUGGCAGGAUGCAGACCUGAACUCUCUUCUUACCACCUCUACGUGUCGCGUCUCGCCCUUACCAUCUUUGGGUGGCUGCAACUUGGGUGUGUUCGGCCAAUUCAACGAAGCCGAAACUGGAUCCCGCCGCCUGUCACGGGUGACGUGCUCCUCAGCCUGGCCGCGGAUAAUCUGCAAAAACUCAUGCAGACUGCCAGUGACCCUGCGAUGGCGCCGUGGAUGUGGUUUGGCUCCUUGUGGGUUCCCUGGCAUGGACUGGCAGUCGCCCUGGCCGAGCUUUGCGUUUGCAGAGACCCGGCAACUAUCGCCAAGCACUGGCCGGUGGUAGAACAAGUGUACUACCAAUCCAGUUUCGUCAUUGCAGACUCGCAGCACGGGAUGUUGUGGAAGCCUCUGCAGAAGCUCAUGACUCAGGCACGAGCGCACAGGAAGCAACUGCUAGGCAGCGAAUCCCCCAGCGAGACAAUCCGCCAGACCACGCGAGGCGGGCUGCCCGGGAUGGAGAAACGGAGCGCUCCCCCUGGCUCACCUAUCGUUGCGAAAUUCAACCGUCAAGCCGAGACGCCGACAUAUCCUGCGGACGCUUUCACACUAAGUCUGGAAGCGCCGAAUAUUGCUGCUGGCCAGCAAUUUAAUCCUGCCAUUACCAUGGCAUCUUCGACCUUCACACUGGAACCGUGGCCAAAUGUUUGGGACCAAAUGGACUUCGAUAACACCGGACUCCCGCUACAGGCCGACAACCACGCUUGGCUUAAUUUUGAGAACUUCAUGGGCGAUGUAUAUGAUAGCGUGGAUUGCAUGUUUUUACCCCGAUACCCUUAG
Messenger RNA from Penicillium canariense, 2304 nucleotides. Its product is annotated as putative C6 transcription factor. Gene Ontology annotation, molecular function: zinc ion binding; DNA-binding transcription factor activity, RNA polymerase II-specific; DNA binding. The record is from RefSeq and is a predicted model, not a curated record. The transcript is spliced from 3 exons. The coding region runs from base 1 to 2304 and encodes 767 amino acids. NCBI's taxonomy places the organism in Eukaryota, Fungi, Ascomycota, Eurotiomycetes, Eurotiales, Aspergillaceae. Gene Ontology annotation, biological process: DNA-templated transcription; regulation of DNA-templated transcription.